This is a messenger RNA of Dermacentor silvarum, 578 nucleotides long. RefSeq lists its product as uncharacterized. Gene Ontology annotation, molecular function: amine binding. The transcript has 4 exons. NCBI's taxonomy places the organism in Eukaryota, Metazoa, Arthropoda, Arachnida, Ixodida, Ixodidae. The record is from RefSeq and is a predicted model, not a curated record. Bases 30 to 461 code for a protein of 143 amino acids. Gene Ontology annotation, biological process: symbiont-mediated perturbation of host defenses.
ACUUUCCAGGAGCGAAAAUUUAUUUGGUGAUGAGAAGCUACAACGUGAAAACAUGGGGCAAAGAAAGUACAUGUCUUUAUAGCAAAGUUGAGAGCUACAAUGACAAGACCAUAACGAUGCGGCAAGGUUACACUCCUCGCACUCAUAAAGGACUGAUUUACCCAGUGACCAUGAAGGUUUCAUGGACUGGAGGAACAGACGUGGCUCCACGACUGAAUGCCUCAACUUACGCCGAUUUUUCCUACAUGAGAGUAUACCGUUUUCAUUACCACGACCGCAAUGAUCACUGCGCUGUUCUCACGUUCACUGACGAUUCAGGCACCAUAAGAUGUGAACUUCAUACUUGGAAAUCAUACAGGUCAGACAAGUAUUACACUAAAUGCAAGGAAGAAUACGAAUACCAGUGCCCAGGCCGCAAGAUUUACUACCCCGAUUUGACCAAUUGUCCAAAUUUGUCAUAAUUGAAAUUUGGUGAGAGUUUGUAAUAUGAGAAUAUAUGAUAUGUGUUAAUGAAAGUGCCAUGUUAUUUUGUCACUUUGUUUAGUUAAUAAAAGUUUCCCCAUUAUUUCUACAUACAA